Molecule: messenger RNA, 783 nt
Organism: Arctia plantaginis
Lineage: Eukaryota; Metazoa; Arthropoda; Insecta; Lepidoptera; Erebidae
Source: the annotation of a GenBank genome assembly
AUGCCAUUGAGACCCACAGAUGUCUUCGUCGCAAGCUAUCAACGAUCUGGCACUACUUGGACUCAGGAAUUGGUCUGGUUACUUUCAAAUGAUUUGGAUUACAAAACGGCCGCAGCCAUUCCACUUACAGAAAGAUAUCCAUUUUUGGAUUUAUUCAUGUUCGCCGAAAUAAACCAUUUAGAUGCACUUUUUAAACCUACUGAUACAACAAUAGACCUACCAAAAAUUGAAGCAGUAUUUGAAAUAUUUGGCCAGCCAGCAACUAGAAUACUUGAAGCUAUGCCAGUGUCGACCCCUCGCUUCAUAAAGACACACUUACCAAUGUCCUUGUUGAAACCUAGUUUGAAGGAACUUUUAAAGAGUUUUUGGAAUUUAUUCUACAAGGAUUUGUGUAUAUUUUGUCCUAUUUUUGAACAUGUCAAAGAAGCCUGGGAGAAAAGAAACCAUCCUAACAUGCUAUUUUUAUUCUACGAAGACCUUUCCAAGGACUUAAAUGCUUCUAUAAGUCGGGUUGCUGAUUUUCUAGGUAAAAAAAUAACUCAAGAGGAAUCAGUGCGCCUUUAUGAACAUCUAAGUUUUGACAAUUUUAAAAACAACAAGUCAGUUAAUUUCGAAGACAUGAGAGAAAUUGGACUACUUGCACCUACCGAAAGUUUUGUCAGAAAAGGAAAGACAGGCGGUUGGCGCGACUACUUCGAUGAGGAGAUGACACAGCAAGCGGAACAAUGGAUCGCCGACAACCUGCGAAAUACGGAUCUCCGCUACCCCCACAUGAACAAUUAA